GUUCUUGAUAGUAGGUGAGGUGGUGCGAAAUCCAGGGCUUUCCACUCUUUACUACUCUCUCUCUCUUUCUCUUUUUUUCUCUUUCGUCUCUUUCGUCUCUUCUCUUUUGAUUGUUUUCUCUGUCUGAUUAAAAAUGGAUCUCUGACGCUACCUCGUUCUUUUAUUUGUUUAUGUUUUUGCUGCUUUUGCUCUGCGGCCCAAAACGUUGCGUUUUGUUGAGACGGAAACUUUGCAAUUCCCGGGUAAUGCCUUUAUAUUUUAAUUUUUUAAAAUUCCUCUUCGUUCUUGGAUUGCGUGCAUCUUAGGAUUCGCAUAUCUCGUUUCUGUUUUGGUUGGUGGCUAUUUCGGAUUCGAAUCUCGUGGUUGCCAAUUGUAGGAGGUGAAAUCAAGGAUUGUUUGGGUGUGGUUGUGACGAUUUCAUGCGAAUUGGUGACCGGUGCAAUUGAGAAGGUUUAUGGUUUGGGCGUGAUGGCUUCGAAUCCUCCACUGGAGGAUCAGACGGACGAGGAUUUUUUCGAUAAACUGGUGGAGGAUGACAAUGAACAUGUUAAUUCUGGCCAUGCUGAUGAAGAUUAUGAUAAUUAUGAUGACGUCAAAGCGUUCGCGAAUUUAGGGAUCCAUGGUGACGCUGGAGAAUGUCGGAAUGAGAGGAAACAGGAAGAAAGGGACGAAAGUGGUGUGCAAUUAGAUGGUGGGAAUGCUCGAGAGGGAGGUUUUUCGGCGUCCUCUGGUUCAUUUGGAGGUGAUAGUGCGAUGGAUCAUGGUGAUCAUGGGACGGGUUUGGAGAGGACGUCAGUUUCCGAUGUGAGCAAGAGCAAUGGGAUUAACAAUUCCGAGGUUAAGGAGGUGGGUUGGAAUUCUUUUAAUGUUGAUGCAAAUCGAGAUAAUGGGUUUGGAUCGUAUUCUGACUUCUUCGGUGAAUUGGUAGAAGAAUCUGGCAGAACGUGUAAUCAUUCUAAUAAUGAGGAAAAAUCUGGUAAUGAAAUUCGAAAUGAUGGGUCAAAUUCUUUAAGUAAUUACGAGCAAUGCCAAGAGGGUAAAGGUUACGAUACAUCUCAGGUAAAUAAAACAAAUGGGCAAGAUCUGAGCAGCAGUCAGUACUGGGAGGAUCUUUAUCCUGGCUGGAAGUAUGAUCAGAACACUGGGCAAUGGUAUAUGGUAGAUGAACAUAAUGCUAAUCAGGGAAGCUCUAUGGCCAAUACAACUGCAAAUUGGACAACUGCUUCUGAUGCUGUAUCGGAGGUUUCUUAUAUGCAACAAACUGCGCAAUCUAUGGUUGGAACUUUAGCUGCGACUAACACAACCGAAAGUGUAUCAUGCUGGAAUCAGGCUUCGCAGGGGAAUAAUGGGUAUCCUGAACAUAUGGUUUUCGAUCCUCAGUAUCCUGGCUGGUAUUAUGACAUGAUUGCUCAAGAAUGGCGCUCGUUAGAAACUUACCAUUCAUUUAUUCAAUCUGCUGGUCAUGGACAGGAAAGUAGGCGUUCUUCUACUGAACAAAAUUUGCCCAAUGAUGUCAAUUUAUAUAGAGAGUAUGGUCAAGAUGGCAAUUAUGGGUCACUUGGCGCUGGUAAUCAGACUACAGAUGACAAGUGGAGUGGCUCAUACGGUAUUCACCAUCACCAGGGUCAAGACACACACACAACUGAGAUGGCUACUAGAAAUGAGGAUACUGCAACUUCUGGUGGAAACAGACAAUAUGGGCAUUCUUUUGGUUCAAAUAUUUCUAUUAAUAAAGAUCAACAAAAUAACUCUGCCUCAUUUGAAACAGUUUCGUACAGUAAAGUGAACCAUGAUCAUGGUUUGGCUGAUCAAACUCUUGAGCGACAAAACUCUGCUCCUAGUGGGAACGUUCCUCAACAUUUUAAUUAUUCUAAUACACAGUUUGAUGAACCAAAUAAUUUCUCAAAUGAAUAUGCUAAGAGUCAGAAGCCCUUCAGUUACUCCCAGGCACAGCCAUCGUUCCAGGAUACGCAUCAGUCUCGUGCACCUCAUGUUGGAAGAUCAUCAGCUGGACGUCCCCCUCAUGCCUUAGUAACCUUUGGAUUUGGUGGAAAACUCGUUGUAAUGAAAGAUUAUAGUUUUUCAAGUUCAUCAUAUGGAAGCCAGACAUCUGUCCAAGGAUCUGUUUCUGUGUUAAACGUGAUGGAAGUUGUCAAUGGAAGUAUUGAUUCUUCGAGCAUUGGCAGUGGCGCUGGUGAUUAUUUCCGUGCUCUGAGUCAGCAAUCUUUCCCUGGUCCAUUGGUUAGUGGGAGUUUUGGAAAUAAAGAGUUGUACAAAUGGAUAGAUGAGAGGAUUGCACAUUCUGGAUCAACUGACAUGGAUUAUAAGAAAUGUGAAAGGUUGAGACUCCUUCUCUCCUUGCUUAAAAUAGCCUGUCAACAUUAUGGAAAACUACGUUCUCCUUUUGGUACAGACACCAUACGAAAAGAAAAUGAUACUCCUGAGGCAGCAGUUGCAAAGCUUUUUGCAUCUACCAAGACGUGUGGCAAGGAGUUCACUCAAUACGGUGUGCUAAGAAGUCACUGUCUGCAAAAUUUGCCUUCUGAAGCUCAAAUGCGGGCAACGGCUUCUGAGGUACAAAACCUUCUUGUCUCUGGAAAAAAAAAGGAGGCUUUGCAGUAUGCACAAGAAGGUCAAUUGUGGGGACCUGCGCUUGUUCUUGCUUCACAACUUGGUGAUCAGUUCUAUGUUGACACAGUGAAGCAAAUGGCACUUCGUCAGCUAGUUUCAGGAUCACCUUUGCGCACAUUAUGCCUUCUAAUCGCUGGACAGCCAGCUGAAGUUUUCUCUCCUGGUAGCUCAGCUGGUGGGGAUCCUAACUCUUUGAAUAUUCCUCAGCAGCCUACACAGUUUGGAUCUAUUGACAUGCUUGGUGAUUGGGAGGAAAAUUUGGCUGUAAUAACUGCAAACAGAACCAAAGAUGACGAACUUGUAAUUAUUCAUCUUGGUGAUUGCUUGUGGAGAGAAACAAGUCAGAUCAUUGCUGCACACAUAUGCUAUUUAGUUGCUGAAGCGAAUUUCGAAUCAUACUCAGAUAGGGCAAGGCUCUGUCUAAUUGGAGCAGAUCACUGGAAAUUUCCUCGAACUUAUGCUAGUCCAGAGGCUAUCCAGAGGACUGAAUUAUAUGAAUAUUCAAAGGUGCUUGGAAACUCUCAGUUUAUUUUGCUUCCAUUUCAGCCAUAUAAGCUUAUUUAUGCAUACAUGCUAGCUGAAGUGGGAAAGGUUUCAGACUCGCUGAAGUACUGCCAAGCAGUAAUGAAAUGCUUAAAAACUGGUCGUGCACCAGAAGUAGAAACAUGGAAGCAGUUGGUAUUAUCUCUUGAAGAUAGGAUUAGAACCCACCAACAGGGUGGGUAUGCCGCAAAUUUGGCACCUGCAAAAUUAGUGGGCAAAUUGCUCAACUUUUUUGAUAGUACUGCACAUCGAGUUGUUGGUGGUUUACCACCACCUGCUCCAUCAUCGUCAUCAUCUCAAGGAUAUGUUCACGGAAAUGGACAUCACCAGCCUGUUACAAACAGAGUAUCGAAUAGCCAAUCAACAAUGGCAAUGUCAUCCUUAGUUCCAUCCGCUUCAAUGGAACCUAUAAGUGAUUGGACAGCUGACGAUAAUAAAACACCAAAACCUAAUAGAAGCGUUUCAGAGCCAGACUUUGGUAGAAGCCCUCGCCAGGGAACUUCACCUGAAGGUCAAGGAAAAACAACAGAAUCAGGGGGUGCAUCUCGCUUUUCUCGUUUUGGUUUUGGCUCACAACUAUUACAAAAGACAGUGGAACUAGUUUUGAGACCUCGCCCCGGUCGACAGGCUAAAUUGGGUGAAAAGAACAAGUUUUAUUAUGAUGAAGAACUGAAAAGAUGGGUAGAGGAAGGCGUCCAACCUCAAUCUGAAGAAACUGCACUACCACCUCCUCCAAAGACUUCUACUUUCCAGAAUGGUUCAACUGAAUACAGCUUAAAACAUGCACUGAAGAAUGAAGGAACGCCUCCUAAGGAGGGAUAUGAUUUAAAAACUAAAAGUCAUGAACAUAAUCCAGGGAUUCCACCAAUGCCACCAAGCUCAACUCAAUUCUCUGGCCGAGGUCGCGUUGGUGUUCGAUCAAGGUACGUUGACACGUUCAACCCUGGUAGUGGAAGCUCUACAAAAUUGUUUCAGUCAUCACCUGUCAAACCUGCUCUGGCUGCCAAUGCAAAGUUUUUUGUUCCUGCUCACACACCAUCAUCAAAUGAGCAGGCAAUGGAAGCUAUAACAGAAAGUAAUCAUGAAGAUAGUUUAAAUAAUGAAAAACCUUCAACGUCCUACCAAUCCCCUGGAGUUUUACCACGGCAAAGGUUUCCAAGCAUGGAUACUAUUGGUUUCCAGGAAAUAAUGACGAAUGGCAGCAACUCUGAAGUGCCUCAUUCACGGCGAACAGCUUCAUGGGGUGGUGAGGCUAUUAAUGAUCUAUUUAGUCCCACAGAAAUGGGAGAAAAUAAUACUCCUGGUGAAUCUUUGGGAAUGUCACCAUCAAAGUUUGUGCCCAAUGAUCUUCAAGAGGUUCAAUUUUGAGCACAUAAUUAAGUUGUAAAUAUCAAAUUUUGUUUAUGGUCAUCAGAGUAGUUGGGACAUCCCUGUUGCAUUUCUAUCAAGUUCCAAAUGCUGGUAUCCAUCGGGUGAAGUUCAUAAAGAGCAACCUUUUCUCUUCCCAUCCGUUGUUUUACUUUCAAUGUCAAGGGAUAUACCACGUAGGUGAGUAUAAGUAGUACAACUCAUUUGUUCAUUUUAUUACACAACAAAACACACUGACCCUCAAGGAAAACAGGCCUCAACACAUCGAAAAGAAAGAAUAGUUCAUGGAAUUGUGAAAUAUUUUGCCCUUUUGUAAUUUUUAUUUCAGAAAUGAAAUAUAAUUUAAUGAUAAAUGUGCUAGGUUUUGAAGUCAA
Vigna unguiculata (cowpea) is the source of this 4916-nucleotide messenger RNA. RefSeq names its product protein transport protein SEC16B homolog. Lineage: Eukaryota; Viridiplantae; Streptophyta; Magnoliopsida; Fabales; Fabaceae. Gene Ontology annotation, cellular component: endoplasmic reticulum exit site; ER to Golgi transport vesicle membrane. Gene Ontology annotation, biological process: Golgi organization. The record is from RefSeq and is a predicted model, not a curated record.